Lethenteron reissneri (Far Eastern brook lamprey) is the source of this 993-nucleotide messenger RNA. Its product is annotated as protein S100-A1-like. The record is from RefSeq and is a predicted model, not a curated record. Lineage: Eukaryota; Metazoa; Chordata; Hyperoartia; Petromyzontiformes; Petromyzontidae.
UUCUGCAUUUUUCUGAGAUGGCAUCAAGAGGCUGCAAGCAUCUGGCAGACGCAUUUUGCUAUGUCUGCGGCCAAUUUAUCAAGACAAGAGCAAAAAAGUACUCUGUGAAAGCAUCUGCGAAGAUGUGUGAGGCCGACAAGCCAUAUUUUGGCAUGCCUGUCGGGGAUCAAGACAAACCCUGGGCACCUGAUUUCACCUGCGAGCAAUGCAAAAAAACUCUGGAAAAUGAGUGGGAACCACGUGUGCCAUGUGAAACUGGCCAAACAUCUCGGCGCAGGAUACUGGGAGAGAUUCGUGAUACUCGGUGACACUGCAGGAGGAGUGGCGCUGUGGUGAUCGGAGUCGUUAACGCGAGAACUGCGUCUGUGCGCGGCAGUGAGAGACGCGAGCUGCUGGCAAAUCACGUGGCGAGGAAUCUCGUAAUGCCUUCUGCUGCUGCCAUUGAGGAUCUGAGCGCUGUGAUGGACAUCUUUGUGCGCGAGUUCUGCGCCAACUGUGAAGGAGGCACGGGGAGCGUCUCCAUGAGGAACCACACGCUCCAGAAUCUGCUCGUGAAGCACAUGCGGCUCUACCUGGCGGUGGGUUUCCUGUGCCCUCCACGGCGACAGCACUGCAAGCUAACUUUUCUCGAGCAAUGUGGUGCAAUGACGCGUCUCCACGUGCACUGGGAGCCGCUGCGGCUCGAGGCGGUGCCAAGUGCUGUGGCAUUGGGUUUUGCAAGAACGACUGAGCGUGCUUCGUCACUGUUAAAGGGUGCGUGUGACCCGCAUGAAGUGCGCAAGAUCAUGGGGGAUCUUCACGAGAACCAAGGCGCCAGUGUGGACUUCCAAGCGUUCAUGGCCACGUGGACGCGAAUCCUCGUGGCCGGCCAUGCCCCAUUCCAGGAGCGCGUGUUCCUCACCAAGGGGCCCUGUGGCCGGCCCAUUUCUGCUGAUAAGCCCAAAUAAAUCUCUUUAAAAUAUAUAAAAGGAGAUUGCUAAUAAAAUUGCUGGC